This is a messenger RNA of Sorghum bicolor (sorghum), 1416 nucleotides long. Its product is annotated as probable cinnamyl alcohol dehydrogenase 5. Gene Ontology annotation, molecular function: cinnamyl-alcohol dehydrogenase activity; zinc ion binding. The record is from RefSeq and is a predicted model, not a curated record. The transcript is spliced from 6 exons. Gene Ontology annotation, biological process: lignin biosynthetic process. Bases 150 to 1292 code for a protein of 380 amino acids. NCBI's taxonomy places the organism in Eukaryota, Viridiplantae, Streptophyta, Magnoliopsida, Poales, Poaceae.
UUCAUUUCGCUCGCGCUAUAAAGAGAGAGGCAACUCGGAGUCGUUGCGCCGUCUUCACCGCCAAUCGCUGCGCUUCUCCGCUUCUCCAGUCCAGCUCACAGCCACCUCCCGCUGCUGAUUGCGAAUCAAGCCGCCGCGGCGCAACGAUUAUGGCACCGGUGGAGGCGGAGCAGCACCCGCGGACGGCGCUGGCGCUCGCGGCGCACGACGCCUCCGGCCGCGUCUCCCCCAUCCGCAUCUCGCGAAGGGACACUGGAGAUGACGAUGUUGCCAUACAGAUACUGUACUGCGGGAUAUGCCACUCUGAUCUGCACACCAUCAAGAAUGAGUGGAAGAAUGCCAACUACCCUGUUGUCCCUGGGCACGAGAUCGCUGGACUGAUCACUGAGGUUGGCAAGAAUGUGAAGAAGUUCAACGUCGGAGACAAGGUUGGCGUCGGGUGCAUGGUCAACACUUGCCAAUCCUGCGAGAGCUGUGAGGAAGGACACGAGAACCACUGCUCCAAGAUCAUCUUCGCCUACAACUCCCAUGACAGGGACGGCACCAUCACCUACGGUGGCUACUCUGACAUGGUCGUCGUGAACGAGCGCUUUGUCAUCAGGUUCCCUGAUGGUGUGCCCCUUGACAAAGGCGCGCCACUGCUCUGUGCUGGGAUAACCGUGUACAACCCCAUGAAGUACCAUGGGCUGGACGAGCCGGGCAAGCACAUUGGCGUGGUUGGCCUUGGGGGGCUUGGGCAUGUCGCUGUGAAGUUUGCAAAGGCGUUCGGGAUGAGGGUGACCGUGAUCAGCACGUCCCCGGAGAAGAGGGAGGAGGCUAUGGAGACGCUUGGUGCAGACGCCUUUGUUGUUAGCAGUGAUGCUAAUCAGAUGAAGUUAGGGUGCAGCUUCAGAUCUCUAUCAAUGGCUGUGAAGGGCACAAUGCAUGGCAUUCUGAACACGGCCUCUGCAAGCAUGUCCAUGUACGCUUACCUUGCUCUCCUCAAGCCCCAGGGCAAGAUGAUCUUGCUUGGCCUGCCUGAGAAGCCUCUGCAGAUCUCUGCCUUCUCUUUGGUUACUGGUGGCAAGACUCUGGCCGGGAGCUGUAUGGGGAGCAUCAGGGACACGCAGGAGAUGAUGGACUUCGCAGCCAAGCAUGGGCUGGUGGCGGACGUCGAGCUGAUCGGCACCGAAGAAGUAAAUGAGGCCAUGGAGCGCCUCGCCAAGGGCGAGGUCAGGUACCGCUUCGUCAUCGACGUCGGCAACACCCUCAGCGCGGCGUCACUAGCGAGCUCACCGGUCCCAGCUCUGUAGUUACUUCCUGCUUGGAUCAACAAAUGAUCACCUAAACAUAUUGUCGUGUGUCGAUAUAUCGUGUGUAAGUGAAGUAUAUUUUGAAUAAAAAGGAAGUUCUAUAUAGCAAUUCAAACGCAAGUAA